AUGUCCACAGGGCCAUCGUCGACUCCGCCCACGCUAUACUUUGCCGCCGUGCCGAUCGCUCACGCUUACGUUCUUGCUCAGCAUCCUUCGCCUCUACGCACCCUCUUGUGGCGUUUUUCUACCGGCUUAUGGACUAGGCCAACAACUCACUACGCCAUACGACCACCGACCUGGUCUAGUCUAUGUGUUGAACCUUUCGAGACAUUUUCGCCGCUCCCUGUGCGCACUUUUCUUCUUGCUACCCGUUUGCCGACAGUCAAUAAAACGACUUUCCUUGCCGAUCGUUGCCAGCACGCCUCGUCGAAAGCCGCAGCCCACCCCCCGUCCGUGAGGCUCGGACCCAGAGCGCCACAGAUCAUGCAGCAUUUACAGGGCGCCAUAAUACCCGCGGUCGCUAGGGCUGCCAAAGACAUUUUUCCUCCCGACGUCCAAGCAACUGCCAAAGCAGCCAUCUCGACAACGUUAUCCGCCAGUUUCACCGCGAGCACGACCCCGAUCCCGACCGCGACGAUGGCUGCUGCAACAGUAACGGCGACGGGCAGCCCACAUGACAGGCCCGAGGGCUCGGGGGAAUGCCGGCUAGUGGGAUCUUUUGCUGUUUUUGUGCAGCUGGCACUCGGCGGCCUGGCCCUGCUCGUACUGGUCUACAAGAGGUGGAGGGAGCGCCCGCAAAGACCGGUCAAGAUCUGGUUCUUUGACGUGUCGAAGCAGGUCUUCGGCUCGGUCCUGGUGCACGGCGCCAACAUCUUCAUGUCAAUGCUGACAUCUGGUCGUCUAUCCAUCAAAGUGGACCCUCCCGCGGCUGCUAGGAGAUGGCUGAUGGCUCGGGGUCAUGGUGUUGACGGGGACAAAUAUAUGCCGAACCCGUGUUCCUUCUAUCUGCUCAACUUAGCCAUCGAUACAACAUUAGGCAUUCCCAUCCUGAUCCUUCUCGUGCGACUGACAACUAUGCUUGUUUCCCGUACGCCACUGGGCAAGCCGUCCGAGUCGAUACAGUCGGGCUUCUACGGCAAUCCUCCCAAGUGGCAAUGGUGGCUCAAGCAGAGCAUAAUAUACUUCUGUGGACUCUUUGGCAUGAAGAUAUGUGUCCUCAUAAUCUUCCUGGUGAUCCCCUGGAUCAGCCACGUUGGGGACUGGGCAUUAGGCUGGACUGAGGGCAACGAGAAGCUGCAGAUUGUGUUCGUCAUGAUGCUCUUCCCACUCAUCAUGAACGCCAUGCAAUAUUACAUCAUCGACAGUUUCAUCAAAGAGCGAACACACGACGAAGCUGGAGAUGCGGUCGCAGGGAGACCUCGGCUUGGAUCUCAAGAGGGCUCAUACGACCGCCUGAGCGAAAGUGGUGAUGAUGACCACGAAGAGGAGCUUGCGGAUAGAGGGAGCAGCCUCGGUGAAGGUAAUCGCACGAAGGGGGGUAUCAAGGCGACCUCCCGCGAUCGGGAAUACGACCCUGAGACUGACGGAGACGACGAGCGUACCGUGAUUGGGAGUGCCAGCACAGCUGGAAACCAGCAGAGCCAGGCACUGUUAUCAAAAGGCCUUCUGCCACAUGAGUAG
This is a messenger RNA of Pyricularia pennisetigena, 1554 nucleotides long. RefSeq lists its product as uncharacterized. The record is from RefSeq and is a predicted model, not a curated record. Gene Ontology annotation, cellular component: membrane. Lineage: Eukaryota; Fungi; Ascomycota; Sordariomycetes; Magnaporthales; Pyriculariaceae. The transcript is spliced from 4 exons. The coding region runs from base 1 to 1554 and encodes 517 amino acids.